GCCAGGCAUCAUGGGGGAGCUAUUCAGGAGCGAGGAGAUGACCCUCGCCCAGCUCUUCCUCCAAUCAGAGGCGGCGUACUGCUGCGUCAGUGAACUGGGGGAGCUGGGGAUGGUCCAGUUCCGAGAUUUGAACCCAGACGUGAACGUAUUUCAGAGGAAGUUUGUGAAUGAGGUUCGUCGCUGCGAGGAGAUGGACAGAAAGCUGAGGUUUGUGGAAAAAGAGAUUAAAAAGGCCAGCAUUCCCAUGGUGGACACUGGGGAGAACCCAGAAGUGCCCUUUCCCAGGGACAUGAUCGACCUUGAGGCCACAUUUGAGAAGCUGGAGAAUGAGCUGAAGGAGAUCAACACCAACCAGGAAGCGCUGAAGAAGAACUUCCUGGAGCUCACGGAACUCAAGCACAUCCUGAGGCGCACACAGCAGUUCUUUGACGAGAUGGAGGACCCCAACCUGCUGGAGGAGUCUUCCUCUCUGUUGGACCCGAGCGAGGCCGGCGGACGUGGAGCCCCCCUCAGGCUGGGGUUCGUUGCCGGGGUGAUAAACCGGGAGAGGAUCCCGACCUUUGAGAGGAUGCUGUGGCGAGUGUGUCGUGGAAAUGUCUUUUUGAGACAGGCAGAGAUCGAGGACCCCCUCGAGGACCCCACCACGGGAGACCAAGUCCACAAGUCUGUCUUCAUCAUCUUCUUCCAAGGAGACCAGCUCAAGAACAGGGUGAAGAAGAUUUGCGAGGGUUUCAGGGCCUCCCUCUACCCCUGCCCAGAGACACCCCAGGAGAGGAAGGAGAUGGCAGCCGGGGUCAACACCCGUAUUGAUGACCUCCAAAUGGUGCUUAACCAGACCGAGGACCAUCGGCAGAGGGUGUUGCAGGCGGCGGCCAAGACGAUGCGCGUGUGGUUCAUUAAGGUGAGGAAGAUGAAGGCCAUCUACCACACGCUGAACCUCUGCAACAUUGACGUCACACAGAAGUGCCUCAUCGCAGAGGUCUGGUGCCCCGUCGUGGACCUGGACUCCAUCCAGUUCGCCCUGCGCAGAGGAACGGAGAGGAGUGGCUCCACGGUUCCCUCCAUUCUCAAUAGGAUGCAGACCAAGCAGACUCCGCCCACCUUCAACAAGACCAACAAGUUCACCUCCGGCUUCCAGAACAUCGUAGAUGCUUAUGGCAUCGGCACCUACCGUGAAAUCAAUCCAGCUCCCUACACCAUCAUCACCUUCCCGUUCCUGUUUGCGGUGAUGUUUGGGGACAUGGGCCACGGGCUGCUGAUGACCUGCGCUGCCCUCUACCUCGUCCUCAGGGAGAGCCGUCUGCUGUCACAGAAGACCGACAACGAGAUGUUCAACAUGGUGUUUGCUGGGCGCUACAUUAUCCUCCUGAUGGGUAUCUUCUCCGUCUACACCGGCAUCAUCUACAAUGACUGCUUCUCCAAGUCCCUCAACAUGUUUGGAUCAGGCUGGAGUGUGAAAAACAUGUUUUUCCCCAAAGGAAACUGGACGUUUGAAACGCUUGAUUCAAAUGCAGUCCUCCAGCUCGAUCCAGCCGUACCAGGUGUCUUUGGCGGACCGUACCCACUAGGCAUCGACCCUAUCUGGAACGUGGCCACCAACAAGCUGACCUUCCUCAACUCCUUCAAGAUGAAGAUGUCCGUCAUCCUGGGCGUCAUCCACAUGCUGUUUGGCGUCUCUCUCAGCCUCUUCAACCACCUGUACUUCAAGAAGCCCCUGAACAUCUUCCUGGGCUUCAUCCCAGAGAUUGUGUUCAUGAGCAGCUUGUUUGGCUACCUCAUCCUCCUCAUCUUCUACAAGUGGACCGCCUAUGAUGCUUUCACGUCCAAAGACGCCCCCAGUCUCCUCAUUGCCUUUAUCAACAUGUGUCUCUUCAACUACAACGAUCCCACCAACAAACCUCUUUAUCGGGGACAGAUGGGUAUCCAGGUGCUGCUGGUCCUGAUAGCUCUGGGCUGCGUGCCCUGCAUGCUGGUGGUGAAGACCUGGGUCCUGCGCCGCCAGCACCUCUGGAAGAAGCACCUGUCCCAGCUGAGGGAGGCAGGCCCCGCUGAGAAUCUAGACAAGUUAGAGCAGACAGGCAGCACCACCUCACCCACCGGACUCACCCAACAGGGCACACAGAAGUUCGGAGGGGUGCGGGUCGGCAACGGGCCCACCGAGGACGAGGCGGAGAUCAUCGACCACGACGCGCUGUCCCAGCAUUCCGAUGGAGAGGGAGAUGAGCGCGCUGAGGAGGAGCCGUUUGACUUUGGUGAUGUAGCGGUGCACCAGGCUAUCCACACCAUAGAGUACUGCCUGGGCUGCAUCUCCAACACCGCCUCCUACCUGCGCCUCUGGGCUCUCAGCCUGGCCCAUGCCCAACUGUCCGAGGUGUUGUGGGGUAUGGUGAUGCACCUGGGUCUCUCGUCACGCUCUGGUGGCGGCUUCUUUGGCCUGACCAUCAUCUUUGCGAUGUUCGCCACUCUCACCGUGGCCAUCCUGCUCGUCAUGGAAGGCCUCUCCGCAUUCCUACACGCCCUGCGUCUGCACUGGGUGGAGUUCCAGAACAAGUUCUACACGGGCCAGGGCUUUAAAUUUGUCCCCUUCUCCUUCGAGAGCAUCCAGGAAGGGCGCUUUGACGAAUGAGGGGUCUGCGGACGCCCUCUGGAGAAUGUCAACACGUCCCAGAACACAUCUCUCUCUCUCUCUUUCUCUCUCUCUCUCUCUCUCUCUCUCUCUCUCUCUCUCUCUCUCUCUCUCUCUCUCUCUCUUUCUCUGCAUGCUCUCCGUCUCUACCCUGGCCAGUCAGCCAUACCAUUGUGUACCCAGUGCAGCCCUUGCUCUUGUGAAAUGUGUGUGUGUGUGUGCGGGCGUGUGUGCGUGAAUGUAUAGUAUGUGUAUAUGUGUGUUGUGCGUGAUCACUCUAUCUCUCCAAGUAGUUUUGAGCUGUUUGCCGUGACCUCUGACCUGCAGAGACUCAGCCUUCAGCCAUUUUGUGAGGUGUUUAGUGAAGUGCUGUAAGUGUGUGUGCUGUGAUCCUCCCAGGUAACCCAUCGAUUCUCUUUUCGCACUGUAAGUGCACAUGCUGGUUAGUGUCUGGUGAAAUGUUUGGCAGGCGGUGGAUUCAAAACGUGUACUUAAGGGCACGCAGGAAAAUGUUUAAAAACGGAAAACAGAUUCUAAAACAGCUCCCAGAUCAGAUCAGGGGUCAACAGGGCCGUUGACAGCUUUGACUGGGCCCAGGGCGAAGUCAUCUGAAAGGGCCCCCUCCCCACCCAAUACAUUCAAUGUAAUGAGGACUCAAUUAUGGGCCCCAUAUCUCCCUGGGCCUGGGACAGCAGACCCCUUUGUCCCCUCCCUGUUGGCUUCCCUGGGGGUCAGGAACGCCACUGAAAACAAAUAGCUCACAUUUUUUAAAGGGGUGAAGGUCAUUCCUCCCUCACGCCAAUGCAUAGAAACUAAACCAACCAAUCAGAGGCCACGAUCUCGAUCAAGAGUGAGUUACAGCAGCACAGUGCCUGCAAACUGCUGUCUUUGGACUGUAGACUUUAAGCUUUUUGGCAUCAGGAGCGGCAUCGGGAUUUGUUUGAAUCCUGACGUGGUUUUGGUCCUGGGUCUAUCCCAGUCUGUGCAGCAGUGGAAAGAGAAAAAAAGCCUGGAUGAUUCACGGCACUGUAAUGUACUGGUGACGGAUGGAUGGGAAUAGGCAGAGAUGGAAUGCAACGAAGGAAGGGAAAGAAGUAGAUGGAGAGAGAGAGAGAAGGAAAGAGAGAGAGAGAGAAAGAGGGGGAGGCAGAUGAGGCAAUCCAGCAUGUGGAGGUCUAUCCUCGAUGAAUAGGGCCGCUGAAAGCUUUUGCCGGGCCCGUGACAAAGUCAUUUGAAAAGACCCCUUAUCCAAUACAUACAAUGUAAUGAGGACUCAAUGUUGGGCCCCCGCCUCGCUCCCUGGGCCUGUGACAACUGACCCCUUUAUUACCCCCUGUCGGGCUUCCCUGUCGAUGACUCCACACCAGAAGUGGAAAGAAUGGCCAUUAGCACAUAUGUACGUAUGGGAUGUCAGGGAAUCCCCUCUUUGAUUCACAUUUUCCUUUUACUCUUCGUCCUCAGGAUUGUGUUUGCUCCUCUUUGCGGCCUGUUGGUGUUGGACAGAUGCACAGCUGAGUCGGCUGGCUGGCUGGCCGGGCAGGCAGGGCAGGGGGAAAUCAAAUGAGAGCAGAUGUUUCCUUUGUCAAAGGUAUCACUUAAUGGCAGCGGAGUGGUGCGAUGCCUGCGCAUGCCUGCACGAUGAUCUGGGUUAGGACCAGGGCCGGAUUAACAUGGCCUGGGAGCCCUAAGCUACAGGUUGCUGUGUACCCACCUCCAGAAGUCAAAUUGUGUGACAAAGUUACAUAGACAGUGUCAUAAUUAAGGACAACAUGUCUACCAACUGUACUCAACACAAGGGGUACAUUGUUGUCAAUAUUCCAUUUUGUCACACUUCUACCAUUUUUUCCACUUAUGGCCAAUCAGGGGGCCCCUGGCAGGUGAGGGCCCCUAGGCUGCAGCCAUAUCUAGCGUAUGCAUUAAUGUGGCCCUGAUUACCAUGGUGUUGGGACAGGAUGGCUGGCGGGGUUGCGGUGUAAUUGUAAUGCACACCUGCCUUCAUGCUGCCAGGAAAGAGUCUGGCCCGUAGCUGUUUUCCACUACGCUGUGCCGCCCGUUCACAGUGCAAAAAGAUCCUACCUGCUUGCUGGACUGGUUAGGUUACAGAGCUGUGAUUUGUAUUGCUUGCCCCAGCUGCAACACCUCCCCCUUGUGGUCUUGUCAGUACAGACAUGAUACGCCACUGAAUAACUGUUUUGCACGGUUGCCAGAUGAAUCUGAUGAUUUCCAGCCCAAAAAAAAUGCUCAAAAGCCACCUGGAAGCACCAAGUCUCACCCAAUUUGAACAACAUUUUAUUGAUGUCUAUGGCCACAAAUUUGCCGAAAAAACCUGCCAAAAUGCCCUUUUGACGAUGUUUACCUGCAGACGGCUAUCCUAAGCAGACGAAUUGGGCGGGAAACCGCCCAAUCUGGCAACACGACUGCUUUGGUUGGAUCAGAGGGGAUGAGGACAGAUUCAUUUACUUGUCAUCUCUCACUUGUCAAAAAAAAUCCAGAAAAGAGGUUACUGUAUUUCACAUAAUUGUUGGCAGCCACAGUUUUAGCAGACAGGAUGCAUGUGGUCGUGUUUCACUCAAUAUCAAGCAACGUGCCCAAAAACAUUAUCAGCGCUACUUUCCAAAAGAAUUAAUGUAAUUUCCUGUCGAAGUUGAGAAAGUGAAUGAGCCGCGCUUGAUAAGCCAUCAUAUGUUUAAUAUCGUCGCAGACACGGUACAGCCUACUGUAGGCUACAAUGGCGCACAAAGACACUGCUAAAUAGUGUUGUGGAGAAUCAGUGGGUGAUGUGUUGAUCGGUACCUCUUCACAUGUCGUUCUGACGUGCACUUCCAUGAAACAAUGUGGUUUGUGGCGUAGGGAUGGUUUUGUUCUGCAAAACGACAAAGACAUAUCUAUUUGUACAACGUUAUGUGGUGGACUUUUUUUGUUAUCCACAUCUUUGUUUUUGUUUGUGUCAAUCAUCUUGGAUGUCACAGUGACAGAGUGUACGGUAUGCAUGUGUGUUUGUGUAUGUUUGUGUGUGGUGGUGUUGUACGGUGUACCUCCCCUUGCUCUGUGUGAAACACACUGUGUAUGUGAACACUCUCAAUAAAUUAAACUCUGCUGGGAC
Molecule: messenger RNA, 5729 nt
Organism: Engraulis encrasicolus (European anchovy)
Lineage: Eukaryota; Metazoa; Chordata; Actinopteri; Clupeiformes; Engraulidae
Gene: atp6v0a1b
Product: ATPase H+ transporting V0 subunit a1b
Exons: 21
Coding region: 11-2626 (871 amino acids)
Biological process (GO): proton transmembrane transport; vacuolar acidification
Cellular component (GO): vacuolar proton-transporting V-type ATPase, V0 domain; vacuolar proton-transporting V-type ATPase complex; plasma membrane
Molecular function (GO): proton-transporting ATPase activity, rotational mechanism; ATPase binding
Source: RefSeq, a predicted model, not a curated record